AGUACAGAAAUUUCUUGCAACUUUGAAAAGAAUUCAUCUGCAUCUGCAUGAUCCUUCCUUUAAAUGGAGAUAUUAUAUUUACUCCUUUAAAUGCUCCCCCACCCUGAGAUUCUCUCAGUGUGUAUCUUUGAAGAUUUCUUGAACAUGAUGGAGACCAAACAAGACUUCACAGGAGGAGCUUCUUCCCACACUAAUGGCUUUGAGAUGAUUGAGCUCGGACAACCAAAUGAAAGCCAAGGGAGAGUUUGUAAUGGAUGCACGGGAGACGGAUCACUCGAUAGGCAUGGCAAACCUGCUCUAAAAGGGGCAACUGGCGGAUGGAGAUGUGGAAUUAAAUUAUUAGCGAAUCAAGGACUUGUUACUCUGGCAUACGUUGGAGUGGAAGUGAAUAUGGUUCUUUUCUCCAAAUCUGUACUAAAACAGACCAAUGCCGAGGCAUCAAAUACAUUUAGCAGAUGGAUGGGAACCACCUAUCUCUUCUCUUUAAUCGGUGCCUUUCUUAGUGACUCUUAUUUGGGAAGAUACCUCACUUGUGUCACAUUUCAAGUCGUCCUUAUCAUUGGACUGGCAGUACUAUCCUUUUCAACACAAGCAUUUCUGCUUAAACCCCAUGGUUGUGGUACUACAGAAGUGUUAUGUGAAGCUCAUGCAUCCAUCGGAGUGGCAAUAUUCUACGUAUCAAUUUAUCUGAUUGCUCUCGGAAAUGGAGCCCCUGAACCCGCAUUAGCAAUAUUUGGUGCAGACCAAUUUGAUGAAGAAGAUCCUAAAGAACAGCAAUCUAAGAAUUCAUUUUAUAGCUACUUCUAUGUUGCGUUAAACCUUGGAUCCUUGGUUGCAGAGACAGUUUUGGUUUAUUUAGAGAAUAUGGGGUACUGGGUGUUGGGAUUUUGGAUAUGUGCUGCUUGUGCUGUCGUUGGAUAUGUGUUUCUUGUAAGUGGUAUUUUCAGAUAUAGGCAUUUCAAGCCUUCUGGUAAUCCUAUCUCUAGAUUCUCUCAAGUCAUAGUGGCUUCAUUUGGGAAAAUGAAGCUUCAAGUACCCCAAAAUGGAGAAGGGCUUUAUGAAGUUCUAGGGAGGGAGGGUGAAAUAAGCAGUGCAAGGAGAAUACUCCACACUAAUGACUUCAACAGGUUCCUUGAUAGAGCUGCCAUUAUCACCCCAAAGGACAUGAGCUUGGUGCAAGACAAAGGCCAAACUCCAAAUCCAUGGCAUCUUUGUACCGUCACUCAGGUUGAGGAAGUGAAAUGUAUACUGAGACUAUUGCCAAUUUGGUGCUGCACCCUUUUGUCGUCUGGAGUCUUUGUACAAUUGCUCUCUCUCUUUGUUGAACAAGGAGCUGCAAUGGACAUGACAAUUUCCAAGUUUCACAUUCCUCCUGCAAGCAUGACUGCGUUUGAUAUUGUAUCCUCGUCAGUUUUCAUUAUAUUAUAUGACAAGUUCAUUCUUCCCUUAAUCAUCAAGGUAACAAAAAGAAAGCCUAAACCUCCAAGUGAGCUACAAAGGAUGGGCAUUGGGCUAGCAGGUGUAACAGUAGCCAUGAUAGUUGCAGGCAUUGUCGAACGACAAAGGCGUAUACAUGCAGCUAAUAGUGAUAAGGAGACGAGUUCAUUAGGGAUUUUGUGGCAGGCACCACAAUACAUCCUUAUGGGAACAUCUGAAGCUUUUGUUUAUGUUGCACAAAUGCAAUUUUUUGCAUCGCAGACCCCGGAUGCAUUGAAAAGCUUAGGGAUCAGUUUGUCCAUGUCUUCAACAGCCAUUGGCAGCUAUAUUUACAGCAUGAUUUUGACACUAGUGAUGGCAAUCACAGCAAGAAAUGGGAAGCCAGGUUGGGUUCCUUCGAAUUUAAAUCAUGGUCAUCUAGAAAGGUACUUUUUUCUCUCAGCUGCUUUGAUAGCACUGAACCUGGUACUGUUUGUAAUAAGCGCCAAGCGGUUCAAGUUCACAUCAUUUGAGAAGCCAGAUCUGGAGGCAACUAAUGCAUCCACCUCUCUUUGAAUUUAAUAUGGCUUUUGGGAGCAGCAAUCUAAAUUAUCCAAGGGUAAGAAUUAAAAUGUAAUACUUGUAAGAAGGUAGUAGCAGAAACAGAUUUUAAAAAUAAAGGGUUUCAGCCCUUAAUUUCUGUAUUACAAGAGACGUAAUUAUUGGCUAACUGAUCAAAUUGAUUUACUA
This is a messenger RNA of Hevea brasiliensis (rubber tree), 2166 nucleotides long. RefSeq names its product protein NRT1/ PTR FAMILY 7.2. Gene Ontology annotation, cellular component: membrane. Gene Ontology annotation, molecular function: transmembrane transporter activity. Gene Ontology annotation, biological process: transmembrane transport. NCBI's taxonomy places the organism in Eukaryota, Viridiplantae, Streptophyta, Magnoliopsida, Malpighiales, Euphorbiaceae. The transcript has 5 exons. Bases 91 to 1992 code for a protein of 633 amino acids. The record is from RefSeq and is a predicted model, not a curated record.